AUGUCCGACGCCGCCCAGGCCGCCGCUCCUGUCACCGAGAACGGUGUCCCGCCCGCCACCCAGGAUCAGGUCGUAGAGGAGGCUCCCGGCCACAAGGUCUUUGCCGGCAACCUCGCCUACGCCACCACGGACGACGGGCUCAAGGCAUUCUUCGCGCCGGUCGAGAGUGAGAUCCUCUCCGCGCAGGUCAUUAUGCGCGGCACCCGCUCUGCGGGCUACGGCUUCAUCGCCCUCAAGACGGCUGAGGCCGCCGAGAAGGCCGUUGCCGAGCUCGACAAGAAGGAGCUCGAUGGCCGCCAGAUCAUCGUUGAAGUCGCCAAGGCGCCCGAGCAGAAGGACAAGGACCGCAAGGAGAAGAAGGCCCGUCGUCGCCCUGGCCGCCGCGGCUCCAAGGCCGUCCCCGGCGAGGUUACCGACGCCGAGGCCGCCGGCGAGACCGCUGCCGAGGGCGACGCCGCGCCCGCGGACGGCGAGAAGCCCAAGAAGAAGAAGUCCAAGAAGGCAAAGAAGCCCAAGACUGAGGGCGAUGCCGCUGACGGCGCUGCGCCCGCUGACGGCGAGGCUGCCGCUCCCAAGCCCAAGAAGAAGAAGGCGCCCCGCCCCGCCCGCGCUCCCGGAGAGGAGCCGACUGGCGAGCCGAGCAAGACCGUGCUCUUCGUCGCCAACCUUGGCUUCAACAUCGACGAUGCUGGCCUCGCCGCGCUCUUCACCGACGCUGGCAUCAAGGUCAACAGCGCCCGUAUUGUCCGCCGCCGCUGGGGAAAGCCCCGCAAGUCCAAGGGCUACGGCUUCGUUGACGUCGGGGACGAAGAAGAGCAGAAGAAGGCGAUUGCCGCCCUUGAGGGCAAGGAGGUCGCUGGCCGCCCGAUCGCUGUCAAGAUUGCCGUCAACACCCAGGAGGCCGAGGAGGAGCUCAAGGGCGGCAAGGACGAGGCCGCCGCCGCCGCCGAGCCUGAGUCCGUCGUCAUCGCGUCGUAA
Molecule: messenger RNA, 978 nt
Organism: Peniophora sp. CBMAI 1063
Lineage: Eukaryota; Fungi; Basidiomycota; Agaricomycetes; Russulales; Peniophoraceae
Source: the annotation of a GenBank genome assembly